Molecule: messenger RNA, 981 nt
Organism: Drechmeria coniospora
Lineage: Eukaryota; Fungi; Ascomycota; Sordariomycetes; Hypocreales; Ophiocordycipitaceae
Exons: 3
Coding region: 1-981 (326 amino acids)
Source: RefSeq, a predicted model, not a curated record
AUGUCCACGUCCCCGAUCGUCACGGGCAUCGACCGUCACGCCCGCCGUGCCGCCGGCGUCGUCAUGGCGCAGGAUACCCCCCCGAGCGUCGCCUGCGGGCGAAGAUUGGAGGCGUGGUAUCACGGCCAGAGCCGACCGCUGUACGCGACUCGGCCGAGCGCCAUGAUGGCGAGGCACGCGGCGGCCGAUCAUCAGCGCGGCUGGCUGUCGGACGCCACGGACGGACCUGGCCACGCGUCGUCGUGCCUGUUCGCCGCCUGCUGGCCCUGGGGCGCGUACGCUCGCGUGUCGUCUCGCCUGCGCGCCGCCCUUGGCGGCCACGACGCCGAGCACGUGCCCGACGAGGGCUGCUGCAACCUCGAGUGCGCCGCCUUCGCCGCCUGCCUCCCCUUCUACGGCUGCUUCCUCGCCCGGCUGCAGAGCACGACGCGGGCCUUUUACGGCAUCGGCGGCGACGACGUCGGCGACUGGCUCGACGGCCACUGCUGCCCCUGCGCGACGCUCGCUCGGAACGAGCAGGAGAUUCUCGCGCGCGAGGAGCAGCACCGCCGGCGGCCAGCGGAGCCCGUUGGCGGCGGCAUCAUGGUCGACGCCUACACGGCGUGGGAGCCCAUGAUUCUCGACGACGGCCUGGCGUCCCAGACGCCGUCGCCCCAGACGUGUUGCCAAACGCCGUCGUCGCGGAGCUCGACGGAUCGCUGGCGGGCGACGGCGGCGAGGAGAGGCGUGUUCCCGCUGCUCCGCUACCUCGGUCAGCAAUGGUAUCUGGUCCCCGCCAACGAGCGAGCGGGGGGGAUGGCAGGUUGCGUCGGCGAGGCCGUCGACAGCAGGCUUCCUGGCUUGGCGACCAUUGUCGACUCGCACUCGCUCGACGAGCAUCGGCUCCUCUCGUGCGCCUUUGGCAACGCCGGCGACGCGGCGAGCCAAGGGCCGCGGGACGGCGAGGGCGGACCGGCGCCUUUGGGGUACGCGGCCGAGUAA